GUAGACAAGAAGUCAAUUUUUUUAUUGUGUCGAAAAAAAUGUUUUUCGUAAUUUAUUUUUACUUUUUUUUCUCUUUAACCCUGGGUGAUGGAUAUAAAAUAUUGUCAAUUUCCCCAUUUACUGGAAAAAGUCACAAUAACAUGUUGGAAAGUGUGGCAAAAGCUUUGGCAUUAAAGGGACAUCAAGUUGACGUUGUUUCACAAUUUGUUUUGAAGAAUCCGCCGAAAAAUUAUCGAACAAUUAUCAAUUUAGAUGGAACAAUGCCGGCACAAAUAAAUAAUUGGACAAUAGAAAUGAUAAAUGAUUUCAAAAAAAGUGAUCUCAUUCCAACAGUGACAAAACAUUAUGGCAAUAAUUUUUGCGAUUUAAUGGCACUUGAUGCUUUACAGAAAUUAAUUAAACAAUCAUCAAAGGAUCGUUCGUAUGAUUUAUUAAUUACAGAGGCAUUUGCAAUAAAUUGCUACAUUGGUAUUGGACAUAUUUUGAAAAUUCCAGUAAUUAUAGUGUCGGCAUUGAAUGAAUUUUUAUGGUUCGACGAUAUACUGGGAAACCCAAUGUCCAAUGCAUAUGCAACUAAUUGGGUAGCUUCAGUUUUCCAGGUGAAAACCUUUUGGGAACGGGUGAAAAAUCAUUUUUUCACUCACUAUUACAAUUAUGAAUAUUUCGAGUAUACAGAAGAAGAACAAACAUUGGCCAUGAGAAAAUAUUUGAAUCCCACUAUACCAUCUGUUAGGGAAAUUGAAAAGAGUAUUUCUCUUCUUUUGGUUAAUGGCUAUCAUAGUUUUUUCGGCAUAAGACCAUUGUCACCAGCAAUUGUACAAGUUGCUGGCAUCCAGAUUGAACUCAGCGAUACAAAAAUGACACCGGAACUAAAGAUUUGGAUGGACGACAGUAAAGAUGGCGUGGUCUUCUUCACUCUUGGUUCGAUGAUUAUUAUUGAAGAUCUUUCAAGAGAAAUUAUACAGAAUUUAUAUGCAUCUUUCGCCAAAUUGGCACCAAUUCGCGUGCUCAUGAAAAUUGUUAAUAGAGGAAAACUUCCUCCGGGUCUGCCGAAAAAUGUCCUGACAAUGUCUUGGAUUCCACAGAUUCCAGUAUUAAAGCACAAAAAUACCAAAGUUUUUAUAACUCAUGGCGGAAUUAAUAGUGUCCAAGAAGGUUUAUAUUUUGCAGUGCCAAUGAUUGGUUUUCCAUUAUUUGCCGAUCAACCGUACAAUAUUCGCAUUCUUAGUGACAAAAAUGUGACUUACGAAAUGAAUUAUGAAAAUAUAACCGAAAAAUCGUUGACUAAAGCUUUAAAUGCUGUUCUUUAUGAUCCAAAGUAUCGUGAAUCUGCCAAACGUGAAUCAACACUUUUUCGAGAACGUCCAAUGAGUGCAACAGACACCGCAGUUUUUUGGGUAGAAUAUAUUAUAAGAAAUGGUGCAAAUUCUCUAAGAUCACCAUCAAUGGACAUGCCCUUUUGGAAAGCUGAACUUGUCGAUAUUUACCUAUUUUUCUUUAUUUCCCUACUUUUAAUAAGCUACAUAAUUUUUUUUAUUUUCAGAAAAAUUAUUUCCCUCUCCAUUACAACUAUUUUAAAUCCAAAUUCUCAAAGUCAUAAGAAAAAUGAUUAAUUAUCAAUUACUACUCAUUACACUGAAAAAAAAAUUUAUUUGAUUCA
Messenger RNA from Leptopilina heterotoma, 1660 nucleotides. RefSeq names its product UDP-glucosyltransferase 2-like. Lineage: Eukaryota; Metazoa; Arthropoda; Insecta; Hymenoptera; Figitidae. The transcript has 5 exons. Gene Ontology annotation, molecular function: UDP-glycosyltransferase activity. The record is from RefSeq and is a predicted model, not a curated record. The coding region runs from base 39 to 1613 and encodes 524 amino acids.